AUGUUCGCUGCACUGAACCCAGGUCCAAUACCAGAUACCACACUGAACCCAGGUCCAAUACCAGAUACCACGCUGGACCCAGGUCCAAUACCAGCUACCACACUGGACCCAGGUCCAAUACCAGCUACCACACUGAACCCAGGUCCAAUACCAAAUACCAAACUGGACCUAGGUCCAAUACCAAAUACCAAACUGGACCCAGGUCCAAUACCAGAUACCACACUGAACCCAGGUCCAAUACCAGAUACCACACUGGACCCAGGUCCAAUACCAGAUACCACACUGAACCCAGGUCCAAUACCAGAUACCACACUGAACCCAGGUCCAAUACCAAAUACCAAACUGGACCCAGGUCCAAUACCAGAUACCACACUGAACCCAGGUCCAAUACCAGAUACCACACUGCACCCAGAUCCAAUACCAGAUACCACACUGAACCCAGGUCCAAUACCAGAUACCAUUCGGGACCCAGGUCCAAUACCAGAUACCACACUGGACCCAGGUCCAAUACCAGCUACCACACUGAACCCAGGUCCAAUACCAAAUACCAAACUGGACCUAGGUCCAAUACCAAAUACCAAACUGGACCCAGGUCCAAUACCAGAUACCACACUGAACCCAGGUCCAAUACCAGAUACCACACUGGACCCAGGUCCAAUACCAGAUACCACACUGAACCCAGGUCCAAUACCAGAUACCACACUGAACCCAGGUCCAAUACCAAAUACCAAACUGGACCCAGGUCCAAUACCAGAUACCACACUGAACCCAGGUCCAAUACCAGAUACCACACUGGACCCAGGUCCAAUACCAGAUACCACACUGAACCCAGGUCCAAUACCAGAUACCAUUCGGGACCCAGGUCCAAUACCAGAUACCACACUGGACCCAGGUCCAAUACCAGAUACCUUACUAAACCCAGGACCAAUACCAGAUACCACACUGAACCCAGGUCCAAUACCAGAUACCACACUGGACCCAGGUCCAAUACCAUAUACCACACUGAACCCAGGUCCAAUACCAGAUACCACACUGAACCCAGGUCCAAUAACAGAUACCACACUGAACCCAGGUCCAAUACCAGAUACCACACUGAACCCAGGUCCAAUACCAGAUACCACACUGGACCCAGGUCCAAUACCAGGUACCACACUGGACCCAGGUCCAAUACCAGCUACCACACUGAACCCAGGUCCAAUACCAGAUACCACACUGAAUCCAGGCCCAAUACCAGAUACCACACUGAAUCCAGGCCCAAUACCAGAUACCACACUGGACCCAGGUCCAAUACCAGCUACCACACUGAACCCAGGUCCAAUACCAGAUACCACACUGAAUCCAGGCCCAAUACCAGAUACCAAGGAGUCCAAGAAACCACACCCCACCCACAUCGCUGUGGCUGUGGUGGCUGGUCCUGUUGUGACACAGCCUCCUCCUAGCGAUUCAGUUGCACCUCCGCCAGAGCCCGAUACUGUUGUGACACAGGCCACCGAGAAGCCUGAAUCCCCCACAAGGAAA
Molecule: messenger RNA, 1518 nt
Organism: Salvelinus namaycush (lake trout)
Lineage: Eukaryota; Metazoa; Chordata; Actinopteri; Salmoniformes; Salmonidae
Product: tetra-peptide repeat homeobox protein 1-like
Exons: 2
Source: RefSeq, a predicted model, not a curated record